Molecule: messenger RNA, 517 nt
Organism: Rubroshorea leprosula
Lineage: Eukaryota; Viridiplantae; Streptophyta; Magnoliopsida; Malvales; Dipterocarpaceae
Source: the annotation of a GenBank genome assembly
AAAACCGGAGCUGGCAGGGAGAAGAAGCCGGCGGCAAGUGCAGGGGAAGCUCACGGAAUUAACCCAAAUUCAAGAACCAAAACAGAAAUUAGAGUAACCCAAGCCAAAUCAAAGCUAAAGAGAUGAUUUUCAUGGCUGGGGCUUACCCGAAAAAUGCCCAAAAAUUCAAACCCACAUGGCAGCCGACGGACAGGGGAGAAGAGCAGAGCAGAACUGGGAUUUUUCUGGGUUGAGAGAAAAGAUCCUAAGCCCCAAAUCUUGUUACUUAUCAAGAAAAGAAGGAGAAAAUCCCAAGCUUGGUCACCAAUUUUCUCAAAGAAAUGAGUCGGUGGCUAGAGGGGCUUGGAGGGGGCUGUCGGGAGGAAGAGUCGAGAAGAAGAAGAAGAUGAGGAAGAGCAAAACACGUGGCUGAGGAGAGAAAUAUCAGCCUUGAUCCUUAUCCUAAUUUCUUUUUUUUUAGUCCCUCAACUUUAAAAAUAUUUGCUAUUAAGUUCAUUAAUAAUAUUUCUUCACAAUU